Saccharomyces eubayanus is the source of this 1578-nucleotide messenger RNA. RefSeq names its product aspartate kinase (gene HOM3). NCBI's taxonomy places the organism in Eukaryota, Fungi, Ascomycota, Saccharomycetes, Saccharomycetales, Saccharomycetaceae. The coding region runs from base 1 to 1578 and encodes 525 amino acids. The transcript has a single exon. The record is from RefSeq and is a predicted model, not a curated record. Gene Ontology annotation, molecular function: aspartate kinase activity. Gene Ontology annotation, biological process: amino acid biosynthetic process.
AUGGACUUUCAUACUACAUCGAGCCAUUCAAACUGGGUCGUACAAAAGUUCGGAGGUACUUCUGUCGGUAAGUUCCCUAUCCAAAUAGUGGAUGACAUUGUAAAAUACUACUCCAACCCUGACGGUGCCAACAAUGACGUCGCUGUUGUUUGUUCAGCCCGUUCCUCAUACACCAAGGCGGAAGGUACUACUUCUCGUCUCUUAAAAUGUUGUGAUUUAGCCUCGCAGGAAUCAGAGUUCCAAGAUAUUAUUGAAGUCAUCAGACAAGAUCAUAUAGAUAACGCUGAUCGUUUUAUUCUCAAUCCGGCCUUACAAACCAGGCUAGUCGACGAUACCAAUAAAGAAUUAGAACUAGUCAAGAAAUAUUUGAAUGCUUCAAAAGUUUUAGGUGAAGUUAGUUCACGUACUGUGGAUCUGGUUAUGUCUUGUGGGGAAAAGUUGAGUUGUCUGUUCAUCACUGCCUUAUGUAACGAUCGUGGUUGCAAGGCCAAAUAUGUGGAUUUAACCCAUAUCGUUCCUUCUGAUUUUAGUGCCAGCGCUCUAGACAAUAGUUUCUACACCUUCCUAGUCCAGGCAUUGAAGGAAAAGCUAGUACCUUUUGUAAGUGCUAAGGAACGUAUUGUUCCGGUCUUCACAGGAUUUUUUGGUUUGGUCCCCACGGGGCUUCUAAAUGGUGUCGGUCGUGGUUACACUGAUUUAUGUGCUGCUUUAAUCGCCGUCGCUUUGAAUGCUGACGAAUUACAGGUUUGGAAAGAAGUGGACGGUAUCUUUUCUGCCGAUCCUCGUAAGGUUCCUGAAGCACGUUUGUUGGAUAGUGUGACUCCAGAAGAAGCUUCUGAAUUAACAUAUUAUGGUUCUGAAGUUAUUCAUCCGUUCACAAUGGAGCAAGUUAUCAGAGCCAAGAUUCCUAUCAGAAUCAAAAAUGUUCAAAAUCCAUUAGGUAAUGGUACCAUUAUCUACCCAGAUAACAUAGCUAAGAAGGGUGAAUCUACCCCACCACAUCCUCCAGAGAACUUGUCUUCAUCCUUCUACGAAAAGAGGAAGAGAGGUGCCACUGCUAUUACCACCAAGAAUGACAUCUUCGUCAUCAACAUCCACUCUAAUAAGAAAACAUUAUCUCAUGGGUUCUUAGCUCAAAUAUUUACCAUUUUGGACAAAUUUAAAUUGGUCGUUGAUUUGAUCUCUACUUCAGAAGUUCAUGUUUCCAUGGCUUUACCCAUCCCAGACGCAGACUCACUAAAGUCCUUGAGACAAGCUGAAGAAAAAUUAAAAAUUUUAGGUUCUGUUGAUGUUACAAAGAAAUUAUCCAUUGUCUCAUUAGUUGGUAAACACAUGAAGCAAUACAUUGGUAUUGCUGGUACCAUGUUCACCACUCUGGCAGAAGAAGGUAUCAACAUUGAAAUGAUCUCCCAAGGUGCCAAUGAAAUCAAUAUAUCCUGCGUUAUUAACGAAACAGACUCUAUAAAAGCACUACAAUGUAUACAUGCGAAAUUGCUAGGUGGGCGGACAUCUACUCCAAGCCAAUUCGAACACGCCGUUGAUGAACGUUUAGAACAAUUGAAAAGGCUAGGAAUCUAA